Molecule: messenger RNA, 12741 nt
Organism: Dermacentor silvarum
Lineage: Eukaryota; Metazoa; Arthropoda; Arachnida; Ixodida; Ixodidae
Gene: Shal
Product: potassium voltage-gated channel protein Shal
Exons: 5
Coding region: 111-2150 (679 amino acids)
Biological process (GO): protein homooligomerization; potassium ion transmembrane transport
Cellular component (GO): membrane; voltage-gated potassium channel complex
Molecular function (GO): protein binding; A-type (transient outward) potassium channel activity
Source: RefSeq, a predicted model, not a curated record
GCGCAGCAGUCGCCAGUAGCGGCGGCAAGAUGGAGGCCCGGUGCCCCUGCUGCAGCGGCAGCGGCAGCGGCGGAGGCGCAUCGCUGCGCUGAAGAGGCGCCGGCGGCGGCAUGGCGUCGGUGGCGGCCUGGCUGCCGUUCGCCCGCGCGGCCGCCAUCGGCUGGGUGCCCAUCGCCAACAACCCGCUGCCGGCGCCGCCGGUGACGCGCGAGCGGCGGCGGCGCGAGGACGAGAAGUUCACCAUCAACGUGAGCGGGCGCCGCUUCGAGACGUGGCGCAACACGGUCGAGAAGUUUCCCGACACGCUGCUCGGCUCCAACGAGCGCGAGUUCUUCUUCGACGAGGAGGCACGCGAGUACUUCUUCGACCGGGACCCGGACAUAUUCCGGCACAUACUCAACUACUACCGCACGGGCAAGCUGCACUACCCGAAGCACGAGUGCCUGAUGGCCUACGACGAGGAGCUGGCCUUCUUCGGCAUCGUGCCGGAUGUGAUCGGCGACUGCUGCUACGAGGACUACAGGGACAGAAAGCGAGAGAACGCCGAGCGGAUGCUGGACGACAAACUUUCCGAAGGGAACGAGAACGCGCAACUGGCGCACUCCACCAUCAGGCAACGCAUGUGGCGUGCCUUCGAGAACCCGCACACGGGCACGGCGGCCCUGGUGUUCUACUACGUCACGGGAUUCUUCAUCGCCGUCUCGGUGAUGGCGAACGUUGUGGAGACGAUUCCCUGCGGACACGACUCUCGAGCCGGCGGUAGCCGCUCGUGCGGCGAGAGCUACAAGGUGGCCUUCUUCUGCCUGGACACAGCCUGCGUGAUGAUCUUCACCGCCGAGUACCUGCUGCGACUGUACGCAGCCCCGAACCGCUGCAAAUUCAUGCGCUCCGUCAUGAGCAUCAUUGACGUAGUGGCUAUCAUGCCCUACUACAUCGGUCUCGGCAUCAAGGACAACGACGACGUGUCCGGCGCGUUCGUCACCCUGCGGGUGUUCCGCGUGUUCCGCAUCUUCAAGUUUUCGCGACACUCGCAGGGCCUGCGCAUCUUGGGCUACACGCUCAAGAGCUGCGCAUCUGAGCUGGGCUUCCUCGUCUUCUCGCUUGCCAUGGCCAUCAUCAUCUUCGCUACGGUCAUGUUCUACGCCGAGAAGAACGUCAAAAGCACCACCUUCACCAGUAUACCGGCCGCCUUCUGGUACACCAUCGUCACCAUGACCACCCUAGGGUACGGGGACAUGGUGCCGGACACGAUCACGGGCAAGAUCGUCGGUGGUGUGUGCUCCCUAAGCGGAGUGCUCGUCAUCGCACUUCCUGUACCGGUCAUUGUGUCCAACUUCUCCCGCAUAUACCACCAGAGCCAGAGGGCUGACAAGAGGAAAGCCCAGAAGAAAGCCCGGAUGGCGCGAAUCCGCAUCGCCAAGGCGACCAGUGGUGCGGCGUUCGUGAGCAAGAAGAAAGCGGUGGAAGCGCGCCUGGCGGCCCAGGAGAGUGGCCAGGAUAUGGACGACAGCCCCGAGGACAUCUUCGAGCUGCAACAUCACCACCUGCUGCGGUGUCUAGAAAAGACCACGGACCGGGAGUUCGUGGAGCUCGAGGUGCCCUACAACGGGCAACCGAACCGUCCAUCUUCGACACCGCCGCUGUCGCCAGUGCCGUCCGUGGGCUCGGAGGACAAGUCGCUGCUCCAGUCCUGCUGUGGCCGAAGGUGCUCCAAGAAGAAGUACCAGCAGCAAGGUAGCGGCACCUCGGAUCAGGAGGAGGAGCUCAACGACAUCCAGGUGCGACUGCCGAACCGGACGCCCCCUAGCGACCACCACCAGCAGCAGCUGACACCUCCGCCACACCACGUCGUCACCAUGUCGCGGUCGAGUCUGAACAACCCGGCUCCGCUCGUGACCACAAUGACUUCCUCGCACGCUGGGGGUCCGCCGCUGGGCGUCACCACGGCAGUGGUCAGCUACCCGCCGCCCGCGGUCGGCCCAUCCUCCGACAACGACACAAUCGGCGGGGGCGGCUGCUCCACCUCGCUAGGAGUGGGCGCGCCAUCCAGCGCCGCCGCCUCCGCCGCGAGUGGCGCUGCGAUCGCAAGUGGUGCUCAAAGCGGCGCUGCCAGCGCCGGCGGCCCCAUGGUUCGCAUUUCAACACUGUGAUGAAGAGAAAGGCUAUAAAUCCGUCACCAUCAACAAAGACAGAUACCACACAUUCACUCUCCCUCCGAAAAAAAAAAAGAAGGGAGCAACGUCGGUAUCCGUUGAGGCGAAAUGAAUCUUGCCGGCGGCUCGGGCGCAAACUGGCGAGGCAACUCGGCGAGCGUGCACUUCCCACUUCUGUGGCCACCCUCGCGACCGCGAGAGUGACACUCCCUCUUCCGUACACCGGCGACAAAAACCGCGUUUCCGACGCUCCUGUGCCACUGUUUGUCACGAUAAGCGAGGCUGGGCCUCGGCGUUCCCCCAUUCCACGCUAAAAAGAAAACCGCGAGUGAAAGUUGCUUUUCCAGCUUCGAUCGCGUUUAUAUAUACCGCACGCGUGGUCGUGAGCACUUGGACACAAAAUUACUCAACCUGUCAGGACAGGUGAGCGAUGGACGCGAUACCGGCUCUCUCGCGCGCAACUGCAACCAAUAUGCAAACUACUAUGGCGUCUCACGACAUACGUGUUGCGACUACCAUCGCUUUCCUUUCGUGCUGUUCACUUCCUUUCUUUCUUUCUUUCUUUCUUUCUUUCUUUUUUUUCAAUAUGGAACCGCUAUUGCGUUCUUGAACUACAUUUUUUUUUUUUUAGCUGGAAAGCAUAAAAUCAAAUACGGGUCAUCGCUUCGUCCUUCUUGAAUUUUAUGUGCGUCCACAACGUUUCCCUAAGUCUUCCUCUCUCAUUCCUUCUCGUUUGUGCUGCCUGAGUGGACACUGAGGGCGAAAUUCUAAUACAGCUUUUCUCCAUUGUAUCGCCAGAGUCGGUGACUAUUCUACGUUCUAUUUCUACGUUCUAUUUCUACGUGACACGUUCUAUUUAUUCUACGCACUCUUGGCCACUCAUAUCGCAGCGGAGCAUCUGAGGCCGCUGAAAGUAGACCUAUCUUAACCAGACAGGACUCGGUGAGUUCCGCAUGUUCACCAACGUCCAAAAUACACCCGGAUCGUUCUUGGAUACGAAUAGGGUUUGAAGCCGAGCUUUGUUUCGGGACUAGAUUUAAACACCCUUUUUACGGUGCUACUGUGAGCUGGCCGAUGGCAUGCCUCCGCACCAAUCGUGGACCUUCGUGCUGAGCUGCAAUUCGGAUUGCGUCAUUCUCAUGACAUUUCCAACGCCAAAAUUACUUGCAUCAAAUACCGUCAUUGCACUCUCAUUCAGCUAUUUAGGUUCCUCUACAUUAUUUGUUCAAAUAUCAGUUUUUAUUUUUAUUUGGUGGAAAACGUCGGUCAGAUCGGAGAAAGGGAAAUAUUAAACUUUGCCUCCAUGAAUUUAGCGCUUAAACUGCGGUAUCGAUGACGUCGUACUUACUACACGAGCUCUGGGCUAUUUUCGCGUAUCUUGGUCUCUUUCAUGGCAAGGAAAUUUCCCGCAAGUUCCUCAUUUUCAAUGUCGGCUGACUUUGGGAUACAAUGUUGCCAUACUUUUUUUUAUUAGGAGCAGUAAUCUCAUACCAGGCGCCGACGUCACGUACAGCUGAUUCGAGAGUUCCGACGUGCCAUCGGUACACGCUCCUUACUUUUCACAGUUUCUGGCUUACCAAUAAGCCUCCUCUCACAGUAACACCAGCCUAUUCGAAAUUUCAUUAAUGUUACCCAUCAGUCUAAAUCAACUGAUUGUUUCUUUAGUGUCUCUCCCCAAGAUAACAGAACACCCAGAAGCCCACAGUGUUGGCUGUUUCCUGAAAAAUAUGAGUAAGAAAGAAAUUGAUUUCCAAUCGAAUCGUGGCUGCAGGAGAGAGGCAAAUCUUGUCCUCAGUGUCCGUUUUGGCAAGGGAGUCCACAUUAAAAAAAAAAAAAAGAAAGACAUUCGCAAGCAAGCUUUUCCCUAAAGCACAACAACGCUCUGGAUGCAGUAAUGUGUCUUGCGACUUUUGGAGAAGGUAGCCAGACGCCAACUUCAUAAUGGCUGCUUGCUUUGGGGCGAAGUGGUUCCUGCUGCGUUUUGGGAAUCCCCUAAAUUUGUGUAUUCAGGCCCGCCUGUUUAACCGGCGUGUUCGGUACAACUCUGCGCCGGUGGUUAAAGUGAAGGUUCAGCUAUGCAACUCUCGUAAGGGUGCCGAUACACGAUGGCAUCAAAUAACAAGUUUCGUAACGGCGCGACUUGUCAGCCGCAUCUCAACCAAAGUAAUAUACCGCAUGUUUCACCAAAUUUGAAAGAAAGAAAAAGUUUCUAGAUACAAAGGACAUUGCCGAAGGGAUUAACAAGCGUUCUUGGCGAUACAUUAUUUGUGGUCGAUGCAAUAAAAAAUGUACUUAUUCGCGUUAAUUAGUCAUUCAUUUUGUUAAAUUCCAUCGGAUAACAGCCUUAAAGAAAUCACCGUUAGAUAUUAUAGUUGCGGAAUUGAAAGUAAUCGGUUCUCAAGCCGUGUUCAUUUUGCAAGAAAGCCUGAGCAAGGUGCAUGUUCCGAGAUAAACUUCCCGAAAGUGUGAGUCAAAAUAAUCUGGCGUUUCAAAUUAUCUCUUCUUUUCAAGCUUUCUUCGAGAGUUGCGGGAAAAAGCUGUGUGAUGCACUAUAUAUAACAUAUAGUGCAUUUGGCGGCAGAUUUUUGGACGAAUAUAUCUCGAAACUCGAGUUAAUAUUUGGAUUCCUACCGAUUGGACAGGACUUGACUGCCUGACAGGUUUCAAAAUUCAACAUCACAUUCUGUGCAGCGACAUUCCUGAUUGGAAAGUUAAUCAGUGACCUCAAGUAAAUUGAAUGCUAAUUACCCAAAGCAUCCGCCGCUCAUAAAAAUGCAGUGCCGAAGAAAUCGCCUCUUUGUAGUCUCUAUAUCGCCUGUCCUGAAAAAGAAAUUCGCUCCUGUCAGCUGAAACAUGUGCAUGGCUGGCUGCCAGCUCUGAACCAACAAGACGGAUUUUUGACGCUUGUCGCGAAACCAGCGUAGCUUAUCCGGUUUCGACGGCCAGAGCCUAGCGUGCCGAACACGUCCGAGUAUAAGUGAGAUGUUUAUACUACGUUUAUAACUGCCUUUAAUAAUGCGCUUUCACCGCCAACGUUCAUGGGCGGUGAACCCUCUGUCCGGUCGCCCAUUUCCACUAUCUUUCAACUGUGCGGAUCUCUAAUGUAACAUUUACAUUAUGUGCGUAACGCUUGCGGAUCGCGCCUUUCAUUUUUAAAAUUUAUAUAACGAGAAAAAUACGGCACGUCAAAGUGGCAGCGACUACGCGGUCAACAUCUCUCACCACAUCGAUGUGCCGGUCAUGACCAGCUUCGCACAUUCUGAAACCUUGCGCAAAGACUGCAGUCCAUGGCUGCAUUCCUCGAUGUGGCAGGAGAGUUUGCCCCCGUGGCUUUUGUCAUCCGAGGUUCCGCGCUGGACCUUACUUCACCCAGAAACAAGCAUUCAAGGAAUUUGGCAUACAACGCAGCGCUUGUGAGAGCAGCCGAGUUUCCAUUAUGCAGAUGUUUACGUUUGAUCCGGUGCCGCUUUUUGCACCUCACGUAAGGUGCCCUUGACCGCGGGAAACCAAGCGGGAAACCAAGCUUUACGGACACCUUUCUGCUCAAGUUUACAACGUUACAGCAGCUCACCGUGUACUCUACACUAGUAACAUAACACAUCUCUACUCUUGAAUCAACGACGCCAAGAGAGAGGUAUAAAUAAAUAAAACGUCGACACAGGCGUUCCAGUCCAAGUAACUCCGAGUGCACACCGCCAUGCCAAGACGUUCGUUACACUUUCUUAGUUCUUUCGACCCCCUGCUUCUAGCUCCGCAGGUCUUCCUCGCAAGCUUAGGUCCGUAAAGUUUCUACGCAAAGUCAGGGGCGCAAGGCUUGUUCGUGGUCGUCAUUACAUGUUGAGCAGUCUCUUUCGCUUGGUGCAAAUCUCCUCCGACGUACGCGCUUGUCCCGCGGAGGUGGUGCUCGUCUACGCAAAUUUUUUUAGAGACCGCGCAUCUGUUGUGCGUCUUAUUUUUGCUACGCAUUGCACAAACACAACAUACAAACGCGCACUCGAGUUUUAAGUGUAUGCAGCUUUCUAUGGGCGCCCCCGUGCCACCCACUUGCCUGGCGAAAAGGAGUUGUGAUGACACCGUGUCUCCGGCUUUCCCCGCACGUCUUCGUGUUGUUCUGUCUGACAUUGUUCGUUAACCGCGGGCAGCCAGUCAUACGAGAAGGAGACACGGAGAUAUAUAUGCACGGCAACUUCUCCGCGUUAUCCUUUUUCUUUUUCUUUUUAUCACUCCGUUUCAUCGCUUCCGAGUGAGCACUCUCGUCGCGAAAUUAAGGUUGCGUCGCCUCUAUCACCGCCAUCGACCCCCUCCCUCUCUACAUCGCUUUCUCGACGGAAGAUCACAUACGCAAAAUCACAAAUGAAGAACAAACGCGAUAAAAAAAAUGUGUCUAGGCAGAAGAAGGCAUCUUGGUCGCUCUCUCGCAAAACCGCCGAAAGGUGUCGUCCUGCAGAAGCCGGAAGCUGGGCGGGGAAAGAGUGAAACCCCCGCCUUCCGGCCAACGAGGAUGACCCUAUACCGGAAGAAGUUCCACGUGUUCCAGCUCUGCGCAUCUCUUUGCUAUCUGUCGCUACCAGCCAUGUGUGUGUUUACCAGCACGUCACAACAGUGCGUGUGUGUGUGAGCUUGGCGACGGUGUGCACGCAGUGAAAAAAAAAAUUUUUUUUCGAAGACUGCUCCGCGCCAGUUCCCACCCGCCAAAAAAGGACAUGGAACCCAAAAGUGUGAUGAUAAACUCUUCGGCAGCGCCGUGUGAAAAACGGUGCGGCAGACUUUUCUCCUUCUCUCUCUCGCUCCUACUUUAGAGACAAAACAAAAGAAAGAGGACCGAACCACUGCGGACACUGUGUGUUCGCCGGGUGUGUGUAAAAAAAAAACUUCGGUGUGUUUGUUGUGUUCUUGUUUUUCCAGACUGUUGACAAAUCCUCUCCUAUAGUGAAAGAAAGAAAAAAUCAAGACUAGAACGCGUCGGUGACGAAGGGAUGAGAAAAAAAAAGAGAGAAAACAAAUUGUAAGUUACAUGGUGGCAAUCAAGCCCAUCUCUUCUUUUUCGUUUCUUUCUUUUCGGAUCUUGGCUUUCUUGCUUCUUUAGUGCCAUGCUUGCAAUAUGACACGCUGAACGUUACUGUUCCUUGUGCAGCGUUCAUAAGAAAUAAACACCCACGGCAUGUUUUUGAAACAACAUCCGACAGUUUCAUUUCACUAAUGCGAUCCUAAUUUCAAAGCGAGCUCGCAGCAACUGAUGCAUCUUUCAAGUUCUUGCGAUUGCUUUUAACCGUCAAAAGCUGCCUUCAAGGAACGGCAACGUGCUGCUCAAAAAAAUGUCCGCGGCAACAUUUGUGUUCUCUUCCCGAAUCUGUCAACGCGCUUACUGUUCCCGAAGUUCGUUUCAAGUGUUACCGUGUGUUAUUUGCCCUCAAGGUGUUGCCUUGCUUCAGUGAUUUUAACAUUUUAUGCAAGAUCCAGGCGUCUCCAUUUCUAUCUCUCUCUCUCUCUCUCUCUAUCUCUCUCUCUCCGAAAACUUUGUCACGGUCGUUGUUGUUACUGUUUACCGCGAUCAGCUUGCGCAGCGCUCACUUACGAAACAGUGUGUCUCUCGAUCGAAAAAAAAAAAGCGAUAUUCUCGUCUUAGACUUAAAAAAAAAAAAAGAAGCACGCAGCACUUUCUCUUUACCAAGCAUGUACUCUUAUCGUCGAUUAACAUUCUCCCAGCAUUCACGUCUUAUAAACAGAGCUGACUGUUUUCGGUGUUUAACGGUAAGAAGACGGGCCGCGGGUAGCAGGGUGGGGCGUAAUCAGGUUCACGUAUAGAUUGCCUAGUCUGUUGUUAUCUCUAUUUUUUUUCUCCGUGCAAUCCUUGUUUUGCACGGACGUGUGACGUCCAUUCGGACACCAGAUGCUACUGCAAUCAUUCAAGCUCCCUGAACACACUCGUGCUAGUUGUCCACCAAGCUUACUUAGGCGAGUGCGAGACUAUGCUCGAGCUGCUUGUCCCUUUCGAAGGCGUCUUUACGUGUACUGUGUAAAUGCUUCGUCAUCGAUUCCUUUGUAAUACUCACUCUCUAACACAGUGGUCCAGCAUGUCCGUCGUAGAAUGGUGCUCACGUUUCGUGCCAAUUUACUCAAGCGGCUUCGUGUGUGAAAAAAAAACUACAUAUAGAUUUAAGGAAAGGUGCGCUACCCACCAUAUCGCAGCCACACCGCCUUCGCGAGCAGUACGGCUCGUUCUUCUUUGCCGUGUGAGACCGAACACUGGAAGCUCUGCUUGCAAGCCGGUGACUAUUCAGACACUCUUUUUACGCCACGCGCGCGCGAGUUGAGAGAGGCGAACAAACACACCCACCGGCAGAAACUGUACGUCGUAGUGCAGCUUCUCUUUCGUCCAGUGUUCACGGGUCGUCUUCUCCAAGUCCUGAAAGUGGCCGAUAGUGCUCAGAAAAUUUCGCCCCCUCACCCAACAGCCUCUUUCCUUCGUCUGUACCUCUAAUGAACUUCAGAGACAGUAAGAGAAAAGAAAAACAAAUGAGCAUGACUCGACGUUUUACGAGACAUAUUAACGAGAGACGCAGCUAAUGUCAGUGAGCCUGCCGUCGACGGCACGAGGUAGACCACCGCCCACUUAGAGUUUCAGUGUAGUUUUUAGCGCUCAAAGAGAAGAUGCGGCUCGUUCUCCCCUGGGGGCAUGGCCUCCAAGAUCAAGAGGUCAUGCCUCCCAGCCUGUCUUCUGAUCUCGGUGGCCAUGCCGGGGGCGAAGUUUUGCAGGCCGACGUCGCUUGGCGGCGCGCGGUGACCACAACACUUACGUCACAGCGCGAAUCGUCUUGAACCGCUGCCGGCGCACGCCUUAUAAUUUUCGCAGCCACUGCUUGUAGGCCGCGACCGCAUAGCAUCCUAUAUUUUGCGCUCCCUUCGAUAGGCAGUCCUGUGAAUCUUCGGACGCAUCCCACGGAAAAAAAAGGUUGUGACCACGUCGGCCUUCGAGCAGACGACCCUGGAUCGCCAGUGAUCGGUGACGACGGACCUUAGAUUUGGUUGUGUCCAACAGUGUGUUUUCGUAGCCGUCUAUACUGAUAGACGAAGUAUGUAUAGGUUGCGUUGGGCGGUGUCGAAUUCGGCGCUCACUCGCACACCAGCUCCCUCCCCCUUUUUUCCGAGGUCGCGCAGGUGCGUCGACAUAUUUCUGUGUUUAGCAGAGUGCAACGCUGUCUCUACGUUUCUGGUUGCGCGUCUAUGUGGUGCUUUGUUCCGCAUGUCUGAAUGGAAAUGUCGGAAACUAAAGUUUCGUUUUACCCCUAGAGUUCGCUCCGGCAAAGCUGUUACGCGAAAUCCAAAAUUCGCAAUCCUGCAACGCCCACUGGUGCAGCCAGCCAAGCCGUUGUCCAUGAGAGAAAUGUAUACUAUGUGUUUCUGAGCCCUAGUUGAACGUGCUCACAGCGCGUCGUAUAGUCUGUCUGCUUAGAGCUAGCGUCACAAUGUAACAAAAGCUUCUGGACGCAAAAGUUACUUACAUUUGGCCCACCUACUCGGAGAGAUCUCGCUGGAAAGCCGCCUAUAAGUAGUGCUAUGCAGCAAAGCAUUUUUGUUCGGGAGUUCUUAGUGAUGCCAGCCAGAAAAACCAGACGUCGAACUUCAGGGGAAGAAGCCGUUGUGAAAACUUGCUGUGAGAAAAGUCGUCAUUUCUUCGUGUGCCUAGGAUACUUACGAGCUUUAGAGAGUAAGAAUGUUCAAAUACAUAACUGUGUCGUCGUUUUUAUGCUUGGCUUGAAGAAGAAAACAAAAACAUUAACAUGAAAAAAAUGAACAUUUAGGGCUAGAUCUACUGUGCCGUUAAGUUCCUGCUUUUUUUCUUCUUUUUUUUUUUAUUCGUAGUCGCAGUACGUACGGUCAUUUCAAAAGAAUAGUGUUUCCAAAUUAUGUGGCAUUCUGUCGCAAUCCAAAUACACUUUCUGCAGAAAAAGUAUUUUUUUUUUUUUUGCUAGUGUGGUGUUCUUUCACACUUGUAUAUCCCAGUCUAGCCUUGCUCUGUCUUCUUUGCAAUGUUGGACAACAGGCCUUUAUUGCAGGUGGCGCACAGUACCUGUCGGAAACCUUUCGCCACACUCUCUGAGAAACAUUAUUCAUUUAUCGCCUCAAUAUUCCCGUACCAAGCGUCGCACGAGCGCCAUACAGUGUAGGAGUUCAGAGAACCGUCGCUCGUCCCGUGUAGGCUCAUAGCAAAACGUGGGGCGGCGGUCAACACGUAGCGUCUACUCUUUUUCUCACGCGAGUGGUUAUACCGACACAAAGUAUACUCGCAGACAUCGUAGUUAAUCUCUAGAUUUCAAAACAUAUCGAAUCACUUUUUGAGCGAUGAACGAUCGAGCCCCAUAUCAGUUGCCACCAGUGAUGCCAACCCGAGAUUUUAACUGUGGAUCUAACAAUCGUUGUAAGAUUGUUUUUUUUAUUAUUGUUAUUGCUUUUCGACAAUUGGAGGCUUUAGACAUUCGCUUAUUUUUCGGGCAUGUCGUUGAACCACGCUAGCUCAAUGUAAGCAAUGAAUGCGCGUUCAUACGUUGGUCGAGGAAAACUAAUAUGUGAGACUCAGGGCUCAAGCAGCGCGGUAAGCGAGGCCAUUGUUGGUCAACAUUGGUUGUAUAAUGUUGCUAACUCGGCCCAACAGUGGCCUACGCCACGAAAUACAAGGCUAAUGUGGUCCAACAUUGGCUCUACCUUGGCCUGGCUUCCUGUGCUGCUAGUAUAGCUGCUCCGCAAAGAAAGAUUUAUAACUUACACAGUCCGGCUGCACUACUUUGUUGCCUGUGCAACCAGUCAUCAGGACGAGUCCUGUAUAUUGUCAAUACAGCGUGGUAUGUAGUCAACGCAUAUAGCAGCUCUUAAAGUGAUCUAAGACGUCAGGUGCUAUAAUAGGACAUCUGCCAUAACAACUCGCCGAAUACAAAGCCAUGAACUGUUUUCUACGAAGCAUGCAUUCCAUGCUACGGGACUAGACACCAGAGGUUGGCAACACUGGUUACCACAGCAUUUUGCGGGCGUAGUCGAAAAGCAGCGCCACCUUGCUGAAAAGCAAGAGAAUGCAAGCGUCGGUUCAGUUUCCGCUCGAUCGGCGAGGCUUGAGGCGAGAGACUCGGCGCUCUAUUAAUAGUUGUGUGCCUCGGAAGUAUGUAUUCGGUGCAUCCCGUAUAAGCCUAGCAUAACCGGUCGCCAUCUUCGACAGGUGCCACUGCAGCAUGACGAGCAAAGUACAGGAUAAUUUGGCAACGCAUUUUCGCGUGAUUCUCUCGUGCUAUCGGUUCGAUGUCUUUUGUUCUUUAGAGGAAGAAGGCUUCUGUGAGAUUUUGGGUGUUGCUGUUUUCUUUUUUCUUUUUCAUAGAAUGGUGGAUAUUAUAAUUCUUUGUUUGCUUGCCCACACUACGACCAGCAGACGCGUGUUGAUUAGCUUAAAAUUGCGCAGGCGCGUUGUUGCUUUAGCGCGUUGACUGUAAUGUCCGGAUGGUGUCGCAAGAAAGUUUAGGGUAAACGUUGUUUGUUCAACGUGCACAGUCAUAGUGCCUACGUCCUGUCUGCAUCGUUCGUGCUGUCUCCCCAGAAAUGUGUUGUCACAAGUUGCGAGCUGUGGACGCGCCGCGUAAGUCAUACCUGGAGCACUUCGACCAGUCCGUGACGGUGAUCACUCUUUUUAGUAUAUGGCUGAGUAAAUGACAAAGAGAAACGAGCUGUUCUCUACUUAAAGUCAUUACUGACUCAAGUUGUGCACCAUGUCGCAGUUUAGUUUCCGGGCUUUGUGGUGAAUAGGAUGUAUAGGAAAGAAAGGCCGAACAUAGCGGCGUUGCACGUUUCUAUGUGUCAAUGGAACCUUGCCGUAGUUUACAUUUGGUCGGCGGAUUCGAAAGGCGUCUGUUUCGUCCAAGCUCCACGCUUUAUGUGUACCUACGAUUCGACACGAACCCGAACCUUAACUAUUCAGUGGUUUCUUCGGAUUGAAUUCUUCCACCCGAUUGCUUUCUUUUCUCUUUCUUUCCAUUUUUUUUUCACAAUUUUUCAAAUUAGCAGGAAGUUCUCGACGCAUUUGAGCGCGACCAGGUCUAUCGGGUAUCGGGUAGCGCGAUAGUUCUAAGUAUAGAGCAUGCAGAUGUCAGAGGUUGUAACGCCUACAAAGUGCUAGUUAGCUAUUAACUAGUCGUAUGUGUAUACUCAGACGUAUUUCUACACGGAGACAAAUAAAAAAAAUAAAAGCAACAAGCUACACUUGGCUGUCAUCACCGACUGCUGGAGCUUUUCUUUUUUAGAUGCCUUUUUACACUGUUCGUUUUUAUUGUUGUUCGGGAUGAGUUUUAAAUAGCCACGAUGAUCGUGUAGUCAGGUGCGACUAGAGAAUUCGUAAUACCGUUUGUAUGUUCGGUAGAAUAGAAGCCUAUACUACCUAGCUCGUAUUCGUUCACCCUCCCUAAUAUGGCAACCUUUCUUUCCUAGUUUUUUUUUUUUUUUAAUCAGACACUAAGGCCGUUUGACACACGUUCUUUGUACAGGCCAUGAUUCUCCUUGCCGACUGUCCACGGGACGCUGGCGUUCAUACCAGGCACGCUUCUUUCGUACU